Molecule: messenger RNA, 1746 nt
Organism: Prorocentrum cordatum
Lineage: Eukaryota; Dinophyceae; Prorocentrales; Prorocentraceae
Source: the annotation of a GenBank genome assembly
GACCUCGUGAAGCUCGGCAAGGACGCGGACGACAGGCGUGCGCGUGCAGAACCCUGGAAAGGUGGCUCCGGCGAGGCGGCAGCACCGGCCGAGGAGGGAGUCAGCGGCGAAGGCAGCAAAAUGGAGACCGACGCGGGACAGGAGGAGGCUCCUAAGACCGAGUCCAAAGCCAGGGCCCCCACGGGCGGCCCAGGCAGCAAGAAGGCCAAGGGGGAGAGCGUGCCGCAGCGUGCGCUGGACCACAACACGUGGGACCUCGGAGGCACCGGGGACUGCUUCUACCGCGCGGUGGGCGCAGCCACGGCGAUCAACGAAAAGGGCACUAGCGGCAAGGAGCGGACCCGCGAGGACGUCCAGCGGAACAUCGUGGGGCUGGCGGCGAAGCUGCGGGCCGAGUCCGUCGGCCUGAUCAGGAAGCACCGGCUCUGGGAGGCCGCCUGGGUGCAGGACCCCUCGACCAACCAGACUCUGGAAGACGGCCCAGUACCUACCAGCUGGGAGACUUGGGUCACGGCCUGCGCGAGGCAGAACCGCUGGGUGGAUGAGUACGCCGCCGCGGCGCUCGCCCUCCGCCUCGAACGCACCAUCGUCGCCUUCUACUGGCACGGUGGCAAAUGGGUGAAAGGCUGGACUUUCAACCCGCCUGCAGACACGAACGACCCCGUCCUGGAAAGGCGCAGGAGGAAGGCUCUCUCGCGCCCGCCGGUGCCGGUCUGCCUCAGGGACCAGCACUACUUCACCCUCCACCUCAACCAGGGCGAGAAGGACUGGCCGAAGGAAUGGGCCGAGCCGCCGGAGGAGGAGGUUCCUUCGAGCCAGCUCCGCGCCGGUGCAGCCGACGGGCACAGCGACCUGGACGACUGGCAAGGCUCGCUCGCCCCGCCCGGCACCUUCGCUGGGGAGCUGGUGCAGGAGCGGCGCAGGCACCGCGACCAGCGGCAGCGCGCGGACGAGGCGCGGAGUGCUCCCACGACCCAGCCACCAGCAGACAGCCUCAACCCGCGCGGUUCGACGGCGACCGAUGUGGCGCGCGUGGGCGAUGUGGACAGCGACGAGGAAGCCGUCGCGUGGCCCGCUCCCAAAAAGUACGGAGCACGCCAGGCACGACAGCAGUACCUGGCACGGGGCAGCACGACCUCGUGGUCAUGCCCGCUGUGUGCAGCACAAGGGGUACAUUGGUCCUGCGAUGCCCAACUCAGGGCCGGAGGUGCACCCAAGAACCCGAUCGGUGGCGUCCAGAGGCUGCUGUACAAGCGGCGUCAGGCACACCUGAAUAAGUGCCACCCUGGUGUGGACAAGGCACCGCUCUCGCUCAAGCCCGCGACCGAGGCGGUGGAGCCGAAGACGGCGGAAGAGUGGAGGGCGCUCCUGCAGCUGCCUGUGGGGCCCAUCCCCGAGGCUUACGCCGCCACCAAGUGCAGGUACUGCGAGAAGACCUGGCCGGCGCACGUGCAGGGCCACCAGCUCACCAAGUCCGUGCGGGCCCAUCAUGUGAAGGAACACGCGGAGCAGAGGCAGCAACGUGCCCAGACCGUGAGGGCCAGCAAGGCGGAACAGCGUGCACGCAGAGAGGCAGGCCUGGAGCCGCUCCCUCAGAACGUGUUCCAGCAGAGGACGCAGAAGCGGCUAUACUGGAGGGACCCGGCAGCCGUCGCGGCCUACCGGAAGACGCUCAAGGACCGCCGCCGGGCUGCUGCUGCCAUAGGCGCGACGCCCAGGAAGAUUCUCAAGCGCCCGGCGGCGCAG